Molecule: messenger RNA, 690 nt
Organism: Cyphellophora attinorum
Lineage: Eukaryota; Fungi; Ascomycota; Eurotiomycetes; Chaetothyriales; Cyphellophoraceae
Exons: 1
Coding region: 1-690 (229 amino acids)
Source: RefSeq, a predicted model, not a curated record
AUGCGAAUCCGAAUACCCUUCCUAAUAGCCUUCCUGGCCCUCCUCCUCCUCUCCUCCUCUGCCGGCCUGCUGCCACACUCCGCCCUCCCGUCCGCUCCAGAUUCAGUCCGCGACAGGAUCCCUCAGAACACCGACAAGGUCGCCCACUUCCUCUGCUUCUUCGCCCUCACCUUGACCUUCUACUUUAUCCUCGACACCGCCCGCCGUCGCGUCCUACACAUCACGCUUGUCGUCGUCACCGUGUUCUUGGGGCUAGGGAGCGAGGUCGCGCAGGGACUAUUGCCGAAUGGGCGGGAGUUUGAUUUGUGGGAUGUCGUUGCGAACGUAGCGGGGAGUCUUGCGGCGCUGGGGGUUGCGAAUGCAUAUCAUCGACGGGCGGCGGAGAGGAAGAGGAGGGCGAAGUUUGCGGCGUUACUUGCUGAUGGGGGUGAAGACGUGGAGUUGGGCGAGGGGUCGGGAGUUACUGGUGGUGGGACGGCUGGUCUGGACGGGCAGGAAACGGGUGUGGUCAGCACGAGAACGGUAGAGGAAGAAUUGGACAACUGGGACGAGAACAUGCCCGAUGAUGACUGGGACGAGGACGAGAAUGGUGGAGUUGGGGGCUCGAAGAAGAUAACACCUGCGACGAGUACUACGGACAGUGAGGAUGCGGGUAUCGUUGGUGGUGGGAAGAAGAUGGCUGUGGAUUAG